Molecule: messenger RNA, 4774 nt
Organism: Python bivittatus (Burmese python)
Lineage: Eukaryota; Metazoa; Chordata; Lepidosauria; Squamata; Pythonidae
Source: RefSeq, a predicted model, not a curated record
ACAAGAGAAUAUGCUGUUGCUUUUUUCUGUGUUCCGUAUCGAUAUGUGUUCAUUUUGGGAAGACUCGUUGUAAUUGGUGCAGUUAACACUUACCUGUUCUGCGUCUUAUAGUGGUUCAGUUUAGCAAAACAGAUGGUAAUUCGAAGGUUAGAGUGUCAGUAAGCAAGUUUUUAAUUGUAAGCUGCCCAGAGUCACCCUCUGGGGGAGAUGGGCGGCAUAUAAAUUUAAUAAAAAAUAAAAAAUAAAUAAACCUCUAGUGGCCACAGACCAAAUGUGGAUGCAGCCCUUAACAUUCACUCUCUAGUUUCUGUACUGAGAGGUAGCUAUUGACUUUCCCAUCCAUUUUCUAGGGUCAUAGGCUACAGCUAAAUAGCUUUAGGCAGUAGCUGAUAGCUCCCUGCCAUCUAGUGCACAUUUUUUUUACUGCUAUAAUUUUGGAAAUUUCUAUAUUCUUCAGACAGAGGUACUGAAGGAGUAUGUUAUAAGAAGUAACUCUUUCUUGAGUGGGCUAGCAUAGGUGAGGGUUUCACAUUUUCUGGCACACGUACUGGCACAUUUUCACAUUUAGUUUUAUGUGCCAGUACGUAUGCUUACAUGUUACAUACUAUUUUUAAAAAAACAUGUAUUAUAGAGAAUAAAUUUGUAAAACCAUUCACACUUUGGAAAAAAAUCCAAAAAUCCGUAGUCAAACAACACUUUCAUUAGAUCAACUGAACUGUUACCAAAAGGUAUGCAGGUUUCUAAGAUCUCUAGAAAUUGUCAGGCUAAGUGUUUGAAAAAAAGGAAACAGGAAAUUCCUUUUUUAAAGCACUUUUCACUUUGAAAACAUAACCAACUUCUUGAGCCUUUGUGCUAAUAGCCUUGUGCUAUUAAUGUCUUUUACUAAGUCAGCGUUUCUCAAUCUCAGCAUCUUUAAGAUGUGUGGACUUAGAAUUCCCCAGCCAGCAUGUCCACACAUUUUAAAGGUGCUGAGACUGAGAAACGUCGUGCUGAGUCCUUCUAGCUGCCUCGGCCUCCUUAAUGACUCCAUUGUGCGUCUCAGCUUUACCUUGAGUCUCUGUCCAAACUAAUCUUCUCUUUUGCCUUCUGGCUUCAUGUGGUAACCAGGUUUUCUUACAGAAUUCUUUCUCACGGUGCAUAAUGAACCCGUGGAGUCACUACUGAAGGUUAUGGAUGGCUAACGGGUGGCUUUGAAAAAAUCUUGAAUUCAAGAAAGAUAAGGCUCUUGACAUUUGCUAAGCAUGAUGAUAUUGUAUCGCCUGUAGUAAUGGAGGCCAUUGCCGAGAAACACAAGUGGUGUGCUCAUCUUGUGAGCUUCUCAGGAGCAGCCGGUUGGCCACCAUGGGGCAAGAGGAAGAUGGAUUAAGCUAGUCUUCUUUUCUGAUCCAGCACGUCUGUUCUUAAAUGUUAUAACUCUAACAAAUGCUUCUCUGCCCACUUCUUUAGCUGUCUUUCUUUUUUGAAGUGAACUGUGGGGCCCCAGGACCACGUGAAGGCAACUGGCGGAGGUGUCAACCACAUCCCUGCCUUUGUCUCCUACAGCUAAAGUACUUCGUUCCUGCCCACUUGCAUUCCUCAUUCACCUUUUGUCGAUCCAUCAGCGGCAGUUCGCACAGAGAUUUCCUGGCUGAUAUUUCACCUUUCCACAUGACCAUCACAAGGAGAACAUUCAGAAACCACGCAAAAAAGAAAAUGUCUGGAAAGCUGGAUGUGGAGAAGUGGGCUUGGUGAUCAGCUGGAGUCUCGUGGGCAUGAGAAAUGACGGAGAUCAUGGUCGAUGCCAGCAAGGAGCAUGCGGGAACAGCAUCUCAGUCACAGCAUACGGCAGUGGGAAAACAUGGCAGUCGCCUACCACUUCUGGACAGGCUCUCAGCAACGAGGGGCGUUUGGGAGCUUCUGGAUGUCCAGCCAGAGCAAGUCAAGAGGCUGCUCUCAUCGCACCAACCUGGGUCAUUCAUCAUUGCUAGAAAUGGAAAUGAAGGCUCCAGAACACUUUUCCUCCGGAAUCCAGGAAGUGAGAAUGAGGCGGUUUGCCUUUUUCCUCUUGAGGAGAGUUCAGCUGUUCACCUCAAGGGUUCUCAACUGUAUUUCAGAAACCUUUUGGAACUGGUUGGCUUUCAUUUUGUGAGCAGGGAUAUCCUGCCCUGUUUGCUCAGGAUCCCCCACAUCUUUCAACUUCCUUGCAGAGCUGAUUUAGAUGCAGUCGCCACCUUGGGCACAACAUUCUGGACAAUGCCUCUUAAACCUGGUGAUUGCCUGGCAUCAAAUGAAGCAGAAGCAAGCUCCGCGGAACCCAAUGGGGAUCUGUUGAAAUCCAGGCAGCCCUCAUGCUCCAUCCGAGUGACGUCUGAGAAUGCGGCCCUGUGCAUCGUGAACCCGCUCUUUCUCUCCGUGCACAGUGAUAUCGAAUGGCUUGACCUUGCCCCCAGCCUGUGCCGCUCGAGCAGCAAGAGGGGGUCCCUGCAGCUCUCCAAUGGCUUAGCAAAGCAAGAAGGCCCAGUUAGUUUAAAACAUCUGGGAUCUCUGGAAAAGGAAGAGGAGAUGGUGAAAGAUCCUCUGUCCUGCUCAGCCUCUGCACGACGGAAGUUCCUUUCUCGCAGACCGUCCUGGAAUAGUUCUGAAACCGAGGAGCCGCCGUGGUCCCCCAUUCUGCCCCAGAAGGAGAUCCGGUCUCCACACCGUGUUUCCUGGGUGGAAGGGAUCUCUGCUGACGCUCUUCCAUGCUGGCCCCUGCAAAAGGCCCAUUCAGAAUCAUUGCUGCUGAAUGACUCCAUGCUGCUGCCUCUUAUUCCUGAACUGGAUUCGCUCUCUGUCAGCAGCGUGGAGGAUGAGGGAGAAGGGCUUCCUCCUGCCACCCCCUCUUCACAGAAGAGACCGCGCUCCUCCUCCUCCACCUUCACCCACAAAGUGCUUUACCGUCUCUCGGCCAUGAGCAAUGCCCUCACUGGCUUCCUCUCGCUCGAGCGCCGGGUCUCCAAGCGGGUGCAAGAGCUGGCCCAGGAGUCUACAUCUGUGGUGGGAGGUCUCGUACAUAACUUUGUGGGGCACAUUCUGCGAGGUGCUGGGACACGGCACCCCACCAGCACUGAGAUGCUGCAGGAAAUACGGCAGAUGAUCAGCAACCUGAAGGGCUACCUAUGCGAGAGCUCUGAUCUGCACACGGCCUAUAGUGAAUACGGUGAAGCUGAGGAAAUAGACCUAGGUUCUGUGGUGGAAGGCGCCCUCUACAAAUGCAUCCUGAAGCCACUGCGGGAUUCAAUUUAUGCCCAGUUGCUGGACUUCCGCACCCAUGAUGGAACUCUGAACCGCUUGCGUGAAAAUCAGGUGACCUUGAGCCAGCAAAGCUUGGGAGAGCUCGGAGUGGCAGCCAGUGUGCCCGACGGGGCUUGCUUGGAGCGUAUCCAGACCAAGCUGAGUCUCCUGCACCAGGCCUAUUCGCCCAAGAAGAAGGAGACCCAGAUGCUGAAGAUCUGCAAGAUGCUCUACGAGGCCAUGAACCUCAGUUGUGAUAAGGCAGAGCCAUUCGGUGCUGAUGACUUCCUGCCAGUUCUUAUCUACGUGCUGGUGCACUGUGAUGUGGUGUCAGUACAGCUGGAUGUGGAGUACAUGAUGGAACUGAUGGACCCCAGUCAGCUGCAGGGAGAAGGCGGCUACUACCUCACUACUUGGUUCGGGGCUCUCUAUCACAUUGAGAACUUCCAGGCAGCUUCCACCAUCACCAGACAGAUCAGCGUGGAGGCCAAGCGCUCCAUCCAUCAGUGGCAUCGCCGCCGCACCAUCCACCAUCACCGCCGCAAUUUGCAGAACAUCCUUUAUGUCUCCUUCCAUGAACCCUUCAAUAACCAAAAGACCAUCUCAGUUCCUCCCAAUAUGACAACGGCGUUGGUCUGUGCAGCAUGUGCUGAGAAGUAUGGCAUCUCUGAUGGUGCAGACUAUGGCCUUUUCUUGGUAUCAGAAAGCUCCUCUGAACUCUUAACAGAGGACAGCUAUCCACAGAAGAUCCGUGCAGAUCUUCUCCAAUCCCAAGGGGGCCGUGGCAAUUUUGUUUAUAAGCCCAAAGAUAGACCCCUGCCUGCCUUUGGUUCCUCUCUUCUUCAGGAGGCUGUCAGCUUGACUGAGUCCCACAAGCCUCUGGAAAGUGUGGGUGUGGAGCAGUCGGAGGUGGAUUGACUGUGGCCUUGGAACUUUCCAGAAAUGUCCUUUUGUCAUCUUCUGGCUUGACAGAAAUCUGAGAAAAGGCUGCGAUUCCAGGGAAUAAAGUUUCAGACAAGAAGAAGACUCUUGAGCAGAAGAUCUUGGGAGUAGCUGUCAUCAGCUCUGAAACUAGUAAGGGCACAGGAGUGGGGCGGACCUGUUAGUUGUUCUUCCCAGCAUCACCCUCUUCUAGUUUUCCUCAUUCUGGUUCGUCCCCACCCAAAAUGAGUUUUCCAAUCAACAUUUCAAGAAUCAACCCAGAGUAACUGGGAGAAAACUGCAAAUUGUGUCAUCAGCUCCAGGCUGCGAAGGUGUCUUGCUUUUACACAUGGAUUUCUUCUCUCCCUUUGCUCAAGUCUUUUAUUAUCAUCUCUGAUCAGGUUCUCCAGAGCCUUGAAAGUUGGCCCUGUGUCUCAAAUUGCACACGCUGAGUACACUUUGCUACAUUCCCAGUGGGGCUAGAAGGCUUUUUUGCCCACCCAAGAGAGACUGUCAAAUUGAUUAUGGAAAAGUCAAUCUGAACAUAUUGGUUUAAUUUUACAUAUGACCUUUUUACGUAUGGCCUUUUCUUAGCUUGGAA